AUGGCUGCUCAGAAGCAGCUACGCCAACGCGGAUUUCACUUACCCGAAUCGAUCAUCCUGGAUCGCAAGUUUCGCGCCAUUUGGGUGGCACUGAAAGCCCACCCCCUCUGCGACGGAUGGGUGCAUGUGUCCGACGCCGACCUACUCAAACUCAAGGACUGGACCGCGUCGUGCCUCGACACCAUCUUCGGGGCAUGUAUCAGCGUCAUCGAGCCUCGUCUCGCCAUCGACCACGGCGCUCCACUGCCGGACGAGUGGCUCGCGUGCCAAAUCAUUGACACCCUGGUUCAGACGGAGCCCAGGUGGAAGGUACUCAGCUUUUUCACAGACAAUGCCAGUGAUCCGAGCAAUUUCGUUUGGUUUCUCUAUAUCUACAUCGACGGUCGGGAGGCGUACAUCAAGGAUGGAAACAACGAUCCUGGAAACUUGUCGAAAUGCGAAGCAGCGCUUCUGUCGACUGUCGACAGACUCCUUUUGUUGUUCAAACGCAGACAGGAAACCUAUGACGCGUGGUGCAAGGCCACUUGCCCGCCCAGCCAGAGAGAUGCAUCCAGCAAAGCCGCUGCAUCUCGCGGCAAGACCCAAUGCAACGGGUUGACCCCUAACACAGAUGCUCAGCCAAGCACUCGUGACGCAAACAGAAAAGGCGAGUCCGAGAUUGAACGGCUGGAUUCUGAUGUCAAGCAUGUGCAAAAACAGCUCCAAGAACUCAAGUCCACUGUGGAAACGCGCUUCGAACAAGUCGCUCUCAAAAUCGACGCGCAAGCAGGGUUCGCCAAAGACGCCACGAAUAGACAAGCGCUGACUACGUCGUCGAGUAUCAAUGAAUUGACGGCGAAAAACAACGACGAGCUCAACUCAGUUGCUGCCGCUUGUUCGCAAAUGACUAAAGCCAUGACCACACUGAUUGCCAAGCUCGAUCGCCAGGAAGAGAAGAUGGAUGAAUUCAAGACUCGAGCCAACGCUCGGGAGGGUAAAGCCUGCAUCAGCAAGGAGACGCAAAUAUUGAAAGCUGCCAUGGACAAGACGACUCAGACGACCGGGGCUGACAUCGACGAGGAGAAUCAAAUCAUCGAUCUUGAGGAACAUUUUCAGCGCGAGCUACAGAAUGCAGCUGCAACACGGCAAGAUUUUCAGCAAGUGUGCAAGACUGCCUCUCAUUUUGGGCCUUCUCCAGCCGAGGACACUCACCGUUCGGUCCGGCACGAUGUCUGCAGCAAGACGGAUUUUCCCGAGAAUCCUCCUCUUGUCGUGCUUUCUGCGAGCGUCGAUUCUAUCGAGAAAACGCAAGACCAGGCUACCCACACCAAAACUACUGUCGAAACAGUUCCUGCGAAAAUUGCAUCGGCCAAACCCCAUACACCCGAAAAGCAAGAUAUGGCAAUGAAACAAGAGAAUGUGGCAGCUCUUGUAGACAUCUCAGACAGCGCGCCAGAGCCACUUGACAAGGCCGUCCAGGAUAUCCUGGACCUGGAAAAGAUCAUGGCCUCGUUUUCUGUUUGA
This is a messenger RNA of Verticillium dahliae VdLs.17, 1503 nucleotides long. RefSeq lists its product as uncharacterized. Bases 1 to 1503 code for a protein of 500 amino acids. Lineage: Eukaryota; Fungi; Ascomycota; Sordariomycetes; Glomerellales; Plectosphaerellaceae. The transcript has 4 exons. The record is from RefSeq and is a predicted model, not a curated record.